UGAGUAGAUUCAAGCCGAUCAAUAGUGUAAAGCUGAGCACAUGACAGGUUUGGGGUAUUGGGGCCGUGUUGUACUGCUUGAUGCAGUGUACCACAUUAACUAAGGAAGAACAGCCAUCGUAUCUGCCAGGCAAGGUCACUGAGUAUAAGAUCGACCACGAAUACUUCCGCUCGAAAUAUGGCGCUGGCCUUGUUGAUCUGGUGAACCGAUGCAUGAAAUAUAAUCCCCAGGACCGUCCGCCGUUGCAAGACCUUGAAGCAGCAGUCGCUCAACUUAUCGCCGAAGACCUCGAAGCCGCUCAAGCUAAUGGAGGGGUGCAGGAUCCAGCCGACACAAUUUUGAUGACGGCGGACGCGUACCGUAUUGGAAUGACGGCGGCGCAGGUUUUGCCGCAGCCAGAAGAGGUCGCAGAGGGGAUAAGUCUACUAUAGACUUUCCUGCAGAGGCGGCAGCAUAGGCAGCAGCAGCUACUUCCGCGGACGCAGGCGCAUCUCAGAAAGCGGCCAAAGGUUGUAGCGAUCAUAGUCGAAGCUCUUCAUAUUCAUCAUCUUGAGGGAAGCCAAGAUGAAAUCUCCCACAUUUUGCCCACUCAAGACUUGCUCCGUCUCCAGUUUCGAAAUCCACUACUCGGCCACCAUUCUUCUUGUCUUCGCUCAGGAACAUGCACUGCAAUCUUUCGCCGCUGAUCGCUUUCUGCCAUUCUGGGACUGCGUAGCCAAAGAUUGUCCCCGACACAUCCCAAUAGGUCUG
This is a messenger RNA of Pseudocercospora fijiensis CIRAD86, 750 nucleotides long. RefSeq lists its product as uncharacterized. The transcript has a single exon. NCBI's taxonomy places the organism in Eukaryota, Fungi, Ascomycota, Dothideomycetes, Mycosphaerellales, Mycosphaerellaceae. The record is from RefSeq and is a predicted model, not a curated record. Bases 81 to 431 code for a protein of 116 amino acids.